CUGUUCUACAACAUAUCCACGAGAAGAAAAGCUUUAAAAAACCCAAGUGAAGAGUAUGGGAAAAUUUUGGAAGUUGUUGGCAGGUAUGCAAUACACAAUUCAGGCAUUAGUUUCUCGGUUAAAAAACAGGGUGAAACGGUAGCUGAUGUUCGAACACUGCCCAGUGCUUCGACUGUUGACAAUAUUCGCUCCAUCUUUGGAAAUGCUGUUAGUCGCGAAUUGAUAGAAGUUGAAUGUGAGGAUAAAACCCUCGGCUUCAAAAUGAAAGGCUACAUUUCCAACGCCAACUACUCGGUGAAGAAGUGUAUCUUCUUACUCUUCAUCAAUCAUCGGCUGGUAGAGUCAACUUCCUUACGAAGAGCCAUAGAAACAGUGUAUGCUGCAUACUUGCCCAAAAACACACACCCGUUCCUGUACCUCAGUUUAGAGAUCAGCCCCCAGAAUGUGGAUGUCAACGUGCACCCCACCAAGCACGAGGUGCACUUCCUGCACGAGGACAGCAUCCUGGAGCGGGUGCAGCAGCACAUCGAGAGCCGCCUCCUGGGCUCCAACUCCUCCCGCAUGUACUACACCCAGACUUUACUACCAGCCCUGGCCGGCCCUUCUGGGGAGGUGAUCAAGUCUGCUGCGGGUGUGGCCCCCUCAGCUGCUUCUGGAAGUGGCGAAAAGGUCUAUGCUCACCAGAUGGUUCGCACAGACUCCCGGGAACAGAAGCUCGAUGCUUUUCUGCAGCCCCUGAGCACGGCCCCAUCUGCUCAGCCCCAGGCCUCGGGCCCAGAAGACCAACCAGAUGCUCCCAGUGGCAGGGUCAGGCACCAAGACCAGGAAAUGCUGGAACUCCCAGCCCCGGCUGAAGGGGCUGCCAAAGAUCAGAGCUUACAGGGGGCUGCCGCAGAGAAGACCUCAGACAAAUCAGAGAAGCGAAGCCCCCCUUCCAGUCCGGACAACCCCAGAAAGAGACACCGGGAAAACUCUGAUGUGGAAAUGGUGGAAGAUGAUUCCAGAAAGGAAAUGACCGCAGCGUGUACCCCCCGGAGAAGGAUCAUUAACCUCACCAGUGUCCUGAGCCUCCAGGAAGAAAUAAAUCAGCGGGGACAUGAGACACUCCGGGAGAUGCUGAAUAACCACUCAUUUGUGGGUUGUGUGAAUCCUCAGUGGGCCUUGGCACAGCAUCAGACCAAGUUAUAUCUUCUCAAUACCAGCAAACUGAGUGAAGAGCUGUUCUACCAGAUACUCAUUUAUGAUUUUGCCAAUUUUGGGGUUCUACGGUUAUCGGAGCCCGCGCCCCUCUUCGACCUUGCCAUGCUCGCCUUAGACAGUCCCGAGAGUGGCUGGACGGAGGAAGAUGGCCCCAAAGAAGGUCUUGCCGAGUACUCCUACUUACAUAAGGAACAAAAAUAUUAA
Messenger RNA from Sorex fumeus (smoky shrew), 1404 nucleotides. Its product is annotated as DNA mismatch repair protein Mlh1-like. Lineage: Eukaryota; Metazoa; Chordata; Mammalia; Eulipotyphla; Soricidae. Gene Ontology annotation, cellular component: MutLalpha complex. The transcript has a single exon. The record is from RefSeq and is a predicted model, not a curated record. Gene Ontology annotation, biological process: mismatch repair. Gene Ontology annotation, molecular function: ATP binding; ATP hydrolysis activity; ATP-dependent DNA damage sensor activity. The coding region runs from base 262 to 1404 and encodes 380 amino acids.